AUGGAUACCACACCCUCUCACAAACGGCCCCCCAGCCCGCAUCUCAUAUCUAACCCCUUCAUCAAGAAGAAAAAUCUACAAUGGACUUUGAACGCACCAGGUCCCAUCCCCCGAAGCUCCCCGCCAUUGGAUAGAGAAUCCUAUCCAGGCCUCCGGACAGACUACACCGCCGGCCCUGGCUCCUCUGCCCCCGAGCCGAGGCCCACUGCUCCCGCUGUGGAAUCCGGGGCUGCCAUCAUCGAUGAUCAUUUACAACACUUUUCGGAGCAUCUAGCUCAAUUCGUCAGGCAACGGACAGGAGAAGAUAGUAUACUGUGCAAGCUCUCGAUUGAUGAAUAUGCCGCUAUCUAUACCGCCAAUGCCGGCUCUGAGCAAGGUGCACACUUUGUCAUUCAUCAGCAUGAUCAUCCUAUCGCCGGAACCCACUAUGAUCUUCGGUUACAGAUUAACGAGACGAGCAGUGUCAGCUGGGCCAUCAUGUAUGGCUUACCUGGCGAUCCAAACAGCAUGAGACUAAACCGUAAUGCGACUGAAACUCGCAUCCACUCGAUAUGGAACCAUUUGAUCGAAACCGCCUCUCCAGAAACAGGAUCUCUCAUGAUAUGGGAUACAGGCACGUACUCAAUCUUGCCUCGUCGCAGCAAAUAUGCUCCUGCGCUUGAUCCGGAUUCCGGCGCGUCGGACGGUGAAACAGCUUCGCCCUCACCACCCACCACGCAGCAGUCUCUCCUACACGCAGCCUUUCAGGCUCGAAAGAUUAAAAUUCGCCUCCACGGUACCAAGCUUCCAGACCCAUAUGUCAUAUAUAUGCGUCUCACCAAGACAGAGGAUGCUGCCGGACGUGCCAAAGCCACUCCAACCAAGAGCCCAAGACGUCGGCGUCGGCGGGCAGCCAAGUCUGCACCAACACAAGAUCCAGAAACCAGUAAUAGUGAGACAAACGGGUAUGGGGACUCUGACGCGGACCUAGUCCCUGUGACCAGCUCACAGCUUCCGCAGAAGGAUGCGGCGGCACUGUCGGCGCUGGAAAAGGAGCUGCGGGAGUUGGACGACGACGAAGUGCGACGCACAAACGCAUACAAAGGCGCAACCAAUUCAAUUGGCAGCAUUCACCAGCGUAAAUGGUAUUUGUCUUUGGAAAGGGACCUAUCUGGCUUCGCACCCACAAAGUCGAAGAGCGAUCGUAUGACAUGGGAGCCAAAGCGCUCCAGCGCCGCCGAAACGCUUGAUCCUGGCACAUCCGACUCUUCAUCCCGCUUGACGUAUCCCUUCUAUGUUCGCGGUACGGAAUUUGAGCGCAGUGUUGUCACUGGCCGUCUCGGCGCUGAUAUCCUUUGUGACGAAGGUGUCCGUGGGUUUGUACCCAGGAUGGGCUGGAAGCCUGUGGUCAAUUGA
Molecule: messenger RNA, 1395 nt
Organism: Cordyceps militaris CM01
Lineage: Eukaryota; Fungi; Ascomycota; Sordariomycetes; Hypocreales; Cordycipitaceae
Product: ABC1 domain containing protein
Exons: 2
Coding region: 1-1395 (464 amino acids)
Source: RefSeq, a predicted model, not a curated record